AUGUGUAACUACAUCAAGUGGCUACUUGGAACCGUCAGUGACGCCCUUGCUGAUUCUCUGUCAUCAGUUGGUGGGACAUUACCUCACUUCUUGCAAGAGCCUGAGGAUGCUUACAUAAUCAAAAACAACCCAAUCAAGUUGCGCUGUCGAGCAACUCCUUCCCUGCAGAUCUUCUUCAAAUGUAAUGGGGAAUGGGUCCAUCAGAACCAACAUACCUCACAAGAGUACAUGGACCAAAACACUGGGCUGAAAAUCCGUGAAGUGACGAUCAAUGUAACCAGGCAGCAGGUGGAGGAUUUCCAUGGUCCAGAAGACUACUGGUGCCUGUGUGUGGCCUGGAGUCACCUAGGAACCUCGAAGAGCCGUAAGGCCACAGUGAGGAUAGCCUACCUCCGCAAGAACUUCGAGCAGGAUCCUCAAGGGAACGAAGUGCCAAUUAAAGGCAUGAUUGUGCUGCAUUGCCGUCCCCCGGAGGGAGUGCCCAUGGCAGAGGUGGAGUGGUUAAAAAAUGAAGAAUUGGUUAGCUCGCUUGAAGACGAUAACAUUGACACUCGUGCUGACCACAAUCUGAUCAUCAAUGAAGCCAGACUCUCUGACUCCGGCAACUACACCUGCCUCGCCAGUAACGUAGUCGCAAAAAGACGCAGUGCUACAGCUACUGUAGUUGUGUUUGUGAAUGGUGGAUGGUCUCUGUGGACAGAGUGGUCUCCUUGCAGCGUGAACUGUGGGAGAGGAGUUCAGAAGCGAUCUCGGACCUGCACUAACCCGGCUCCUCUGAACGGGGGAGCGUUCUGUGAGGGCAUGUCUGUGCAGAAGAUCACCUGCAAUGCACUCUGCCCAGUGGAUGGAGUCUGGGAGGAGUGGAGCGAGUGGACGAUGUGUAGCGCGCAGUGUGAGAGGCAGCGAUGGAGGGAGUGCAACGCGCCACCGCCCCGUCACAGAGGCAAGAUGUGUGAGGGAGAAGGUCAAAGCAUGGAGAACUGCACGGGAGGACUGUGCACGCAAAAUGGGAAGCUGAUGCAUGAUGUUAAGCCUCAGAGCAUGGAGAACUCUAUUGAUGUUGCGCUGUACUCUGGUCUGUCUGCGGGGGUGAUCGCUGUGGUCGUCCUCAUAGUGGCCAUCACCCUCUACAGGAAGAGUCAAAGUGAGUAUGGAGUGGACGUCAUUGACUCAUCUGCUCUUGCAGGGGGCUUCCAGUCCUUCAACUUCAAAACCACCAGACAGGGCAAUCCACUUCUGCUGAAUUCCUCCAUGCAGCCCGAUAUAACUGUCGGCCAGACGUACAGCAGCCCGAUCUGCUUUCAGGACUCCAUAGACAAAGAGCUCUUUGACCCCCUGCCAGACAAGGUCAAAGUUCAGAGCUCCUUUAUGGUUUCACUAGGUGUGGCGGACCGGGCCGAGUACCAUGUGAAAGCCCAUCCGGAGACCCUUCCUGCUAACCUUCACCUAAACUACAGCACAGUGGAAGGAAAGAAGACAACUAUGAUUGCUCCUAAUGGCAUUCACACACUCAUGAAGACUCAGUUUAAGACAAGCGCUGUGUUUGGGCACCUGGGUGGCCGUUUAGUCAUUCCAAAUGCAGGCGUAAGCUUGCUGGUACCUCACGGGGCGAUUGCUGAUGACACCUCUUGGGAAAUGUACAUGCUCAUAAAUCAAGAAGAGUCUAGUGCCCAAUCAGAGGAAAGGUGUGAGAUUCUGUUAGGGCCAGAGAUCACGUAUGGACCUCCGGGGCUAAACCUGUCCUAUCCUGUUGCCAUGACGAUAGCUCAUUGUGCUGAAGUCAGCACUGAAAACUGGAACAUUAAACUCAAGAGACAAACCAAGGACAACAAGUGGGAGGAAAUUAUGUCAGUUGACGAUGAAUCAACCUCCUGCUAUUGCCUGAUGAACUCGCAUAGCUGUCACUUGUUGCUGGAUCAGCCGGGCUGUUAUGUACUAGUGGGGGAACCCAUCACCGAUGCUGCCAUAAAGAGACUAAGGAUUGCUGUGUUCGGCAGUAUGGAGGCUUCCUCCAUGGACUACAGCUUGCGAGUGCACUGUGUAGACGACACACCGCAUGCCUUUCAGAGAGUGGUUACUGCUGAAACCAGUAGAGGAGGUCAGCUUCUUGAGGAGCCCAAGAUGCUGUUCUUCAAAGGAAACUGCCUCAGUCUGCAGGUGUCCAUCCAGGAUAUCCCUCAGUUUCUGUGGAGCAUCAAACCAUUCACAACCUGUCAGGAAUUCUCCUUCACCCAAGUGUGGUAUAGUAACCAGCAGCCUGUGCACUGUGCCUUCUCACUGCAGAGACAUAGCGCCUCAACCACCCAGCUCUCCUGCAAGAUCAGUGUGCGGCAGGUCAAAGGUCACGAGCAGAUCCUGCAGGUCUACACCUCAGUGGGAGAGAGUGAGAAAGAGACAGUUCCAUUUUUUAUGCAGGCAGAUUGCACAGUGACUUCACAGACGGGGGCCAAAGCCUUCAAAAUCCCCCUGUCCAUACGUCAGCGGAUAUGCACCACCUUCGAUACUGCCAACGCCAAGGGCAAGGACUGGCAGCUCUUAGCUCAGAAACUCCACGUUCAAAGGAACCUGUCCUACUUUACCAAGCAGAAGAGUCCCUCUGCUGUCAUUCUCAGUCUCUGGGAGGCCAGGCAUCAGGACAGUGGAGAUCUUGACUCCCUUGCAAGUGCUUUGGAGGAGAUCGGAAAGAUCCACUGUAAAAGUCUGCCUCAGAGUCCAGAUGACAAAGAAACAGACUUUACGUUUUGAGGGACUACUGAAGACAACAUGUACUCCACCAGGUGCAAUUCCCCAGCAUCUUUAAUUUAAAGUCCAAGCGCAGCC
This is a messenger RNA of Sinocyclocheilus grahami, 2820 nucleotides long. RefSeq names its product unc-5 netrin receptor Db (gene unc5db). Lineage: Eukaryota; Metazoa; Chordata; Actinopteri; Cypriniformes; Cyprinidae. The record is from RefSeq and is a predicted model, not a curated record. The transcript has 17 exons. Gene Ontology annotation, molecular function: netrin receptor activity; protein binding. The coding region runs from base 1 to 2745 and encodes 914 amino acids. Gene Ontology annotation, biological process: axon guidance; netrin-activated signaling pathway. Gene Ontology annotation, cellular component: membrane.